AUGGCGCUGGGUCCAAACUCUCUGUUAGAAGUUUUGCGAGCUUGCCGGAGGAAGCUGAGCGAGAACCCGAGAGAUAAGGUAUUCGGUGUGCUAGGCAUACUUCCACAAGACAUACGCGAACGCCUAAAUGUGAGCUAUGACAAAACUGUCAAGUCUCUAUACCUGGAAGUCACCCAACUCAUCGUUCGGUCCACGCAUCGCCUUGAUGUGAUGCGCGAAGCGAUCCACUUUCCUGUUCAGGUCAACUUUACUGAUUUGCCCACAUGGUGUCCAAACUGGGCACAGGUUCCAGAAAACUCGGCCUUAUCCUCGGAGAACUUCUCGGCGGCGGGCUACAGCGACGCCGAAUGCGAGUUCAAGGACGAGUUGCGGAAGCUUGAGAUCUCUGCCAUUGAAAUGGAUAUCAUCGAUACGACGGGCGUGGCAGUGGGCACUCUGUGCUCUCUACAAGAUUAUCUCAUGGCCUUUCUGAAUUGGCGGGUGCUGCUUCUCUCUCGUUUCAACAUUACAGAAGACGAAGAGUCGGACCAUCCGCGCGUAGACGACUUCUGCAAAACGCUCUCAUUGGGUCAGCCACUUGAAGAACUAGAGCAUUGUUGGACGAGAGCCUGCUAUUAUAUGUUCUCUUCAUGGACCCAGGAGAUAUUCCCACGACUUCAGCUGGACUCUAAGUUCAAACAACAAGGGGAGUCAGACAACCCGCAACUCUAUGAGCUACGAUCAUUCAUACAAAAGAACUUCGGUAACAGAAUGGUACGUUCAGAGUUUCUGUCUCAAUGUCUCUGCUAA
This is a messenger RNA of Alternaria triticimaculans, 789 nucleotides long. RefSeq lists its product as uncharacterized. The transcript has a single exon. NCBI's taxonomy places the organism in Eukaryota, Fungi, Ascomycota, Dothideomycetes, Pleosporales, Pleosporaceae. The coding region runs from base 1 to 789 and encodes 262 amino acids. The record is from RefSeq and is a predicted model, not a curated record.